GGUGCUGGCUACGCGGCGCUACCAAAAGAACCCCUCGGCGACUGAGGGAGAAUAUUGAGGGGCAAUGUCUAUGACUUGUGAUAUAGUUUCACAAGCUUUCUGCUCCCUUCUGUCUCUUUCCGGCGGGACCGUGGAGUCUAUCUGCCCAGUUGCCCCUAUGAGGGUGAGCGACCAUCUGAGUUCCUGCACCAAAGUCAGGGAAGACUGUUUCACGGGCUGCCAACCUUGUUCUGCCAACCAAAGACUAAAGGAUCAGGAUGAGCAUAUGAAGCAGCAAGGCAGGAGAGGACCAAGUGCAUACAUUCCGGUUUCACAGCUCACAGGUCCUGUCUUGGGUGACAAUAUUGCUGCCGUGAUGGGACUGCACCCGGAAUACCUGCACAUCUUCUGGAAAACACAACAUCAGCUACUCCGCAUGGAUGGAGCUCUUUCACUUCCAGAGAGGCACUAUGUGGCCAUUAUGGCCUCAGCUCGGCACCAGUGUUCGUACCUAGUCUCCCUCCAUUCCUCCUGCUUUCUACAAGUUGGAGGGGAUCCUCGCUGGUUGAAAGGGCUGGCAUCUGCUCCAAUGAAACUGCGCAGGCUGAAUGAUCUCAACAAAAUUCUUGCUCAUAGACCUUGGCUUAUCACCAAAGAACUUGUAGAGUCGCUUCUGUGCUCCCGAGACGGCCACUUCUGGUCUCUAGCAGAACUGAUUCAUGCAAUUGUCCUGCUCACUCAUUUUCAUUCACUAUCCUCGUUUAUCCUGGGUUGUGGAAUCUACCCCCUGGAGGGGCAAGACAGCACUUCACGGCCCCCUUCCCCCGACAUGUCCACCAAUGAGGAGUGCAGUACUCUGCGGGAAGCUGAGCGGCUCUUAGCUCAAAUGAGACAGUUGGAUGAGGAAGAAGCAGAAACAUCUCAAGAAGAAAUGGAGACCAGAUUUGAACGGGAGAAGGAAGAUAGUUUGACAGUGACUUCAGAUGAUGCCAUUGCACAACCUGUCAGUUCACCCAGCGUGUCCUGCUUUCUGGAAGACCCAGAUUUUGGCUACAUUGAUUUCACUAGACGGGGGGAACAAGCUCCACCAACCUUCCGUGCUCAUGACUACACAUGGGAGGAUCAUGGUUUCUCAUUGCUACACAGGCUGUAUCCAGAAGUGGGGCAGUUGCUAGAUGACAAGUUUCAGGUGGCAUACAACCUGACCUACCACACAAUUGCCACUAUCCAAAGUGUAGACACAUCCAAACUUCGCAGAGCCAUUUGGAACUAUAUCCAGUGUAUCUAUGGCAUCCGAUAUGAUGACUAUGAUUAUGGAGAAGUGAAUCAACUGCUAGAGAGAAACUUGAAGGUGUAUAUGAAGAUGGUGACCUGCCAUCCAGAGAGAGUGACACGCUACCUGUACAAUGACUUCUGGAGGCAGUUUAAGCACUCUGAGAAGGUUCACUUGAACUUGCUGCUGUUAGAAGCCCGUCUGCAAGCGGCUCUGCUUUAUAGUCUCAGGGCCAUUACCCGCUACAUGACAUGAGCACAAAGUGACGUCAUUCCUUCUGCCUACCUUAUGGGGUGUCAAUGCUUGGAGCCGAGACCAGGAUUAACCCUUUAGCACAUUGAAUGCGUGUUUGCACUGAUUUUGAAGAAAGACCUUUUUAUGGGUGGAGAGGGUUUUCCCUUUCCUCACUCUCCGGAGAGCUUUACCUUUCCACUUGCUGCAGUAUACAGCCCUUGCUGUUAAUAGGGGCAAGCUCUCCUGCAUUUGUUACUUAAUCUAAAAUUUGCUCAUCACCCCCUUUAUUUGAUACUUUUUUCUUUAUAAAAAGGGGUGCAUUUCUUAAGUUAUGAUAUUAUUUACUUUUUGUAGUUGCUCUCCCAUGUAGUUUUGAGUUUUCUUUCCCUUACUGAUGGGGAAUAUAUUUCCCUAAUACCGUUUACAGCACAGCACUUUGGUUAUAUGAAUGUGUAUGUAGCAUACAUGUGUAUGUGUUUAAAUGUCUACAUACAUGCACACUUGAGAUCCGCUUAUCUGGCUGUGUACUAUAGAAAGUUGUGUACAGAUCUCUACAUCUUUUCAUUUCUGUGCACGUGUAGCCUUGGUACACAUUCAAUUUAUUUUGUUUGUUUUUUUUCUGUCCUUUUUUUUUUCUCUCACCAGUUUGUUCUUUUUAAUAGUUUACACAACACCCAAAAAUCUGUUGUAGAAGCCAUUUAUAAUUCCAUAUCCUGUAACACAAGCAACCUAAAUGAAGGUGAAGGAUUUAUACUAUGGUUACAGAUUCUCCCUUAACCAGCAUUAGUGCAGUAUUUCUAAAUGUUGUGAUGAAGAAAUCACUUAUUUUUCUACCUCUGAUUUAUAGGCACCUUUUAAUCGCACAGGGAAUUUUUAUACUGUGAAUAUAUAUUAAGCUGCGGUCCAGACCCUGUUGAAUGUAUAUCUUGCUAUAGAGGGGUCUAUAGGUGGCCCUGAUAAUUUAUUUUUUUCGAUUUGCUGUUAUCUCUGAAAUCUUGUUACAGGAACAUAGUUUUCAGUCUUUGUAAACUUGUGUGGAAUAAAGAUUUUGGUUAUUA
This is a messenger RNA of Bombina bombina (fire-bellied toad), 2544 nucleotides long. It is a transcript of the gene SESN2, whose product is annotated as sestrin 2. NCBI's taxonomy places the organism in Eukaryota, Metazoa, Chordata, Amphibia, Anura, Bombinatoridae. Gene Ontology annotation, molecular function: L-leucine binding; oxidoreductase activity, acting on peroxide as acceptor. The record is from RefSeq and is a predicted model, not a curated record. Bases 65 to 1507 code for a protein of 480 amino acids. Gene Ontology annotation, biological process: positive regulation of macroautophagy; regulation of response to reactive oxygen species; cellular response to L-leucine. The transcript is spliced from 10 exons. Gene Ontology annotation, cellular component: nucleus.